This is a messenger RNA of Xiphophorus maculatus (southern platyfish), 4843 nucleotides long. RefSeq names its product RNA binding motif protein 20 (gene rbm20). Gene Ontology annotation, biological process: regulation of RNA splicing. The record is from RefSeq and is a predicted model, not a curated record. Gene Ontology annotation, cellular component: nucleus. The transcript is spliced from 14 exons. NCBI's taxonomy places the organism in Eukaryota, Metazoa, Chordata, Actinopteri, Cyprinodontiformes, Poeciliidae. The coding region runs from base 339 to 3605 and encodes 1088 amino acids. Gene Ontology annotation, molecular function: zinc ion binding; mRNA binding.
GAACUACUCUCACUUGCCAAACUUCUUAAGAACACGUUGAGUGAGGAAAAGUGUGGCGCGUUCUUUGUUAAAGGGGCAGACGUGAAGGGGGACUCUGCUGCUUCUUCGCAGCUGUCGAUCAGACGUAGCUGAGGUCUCUGUUUCCGUCUCCUCCCAGCUACUGACAUCCGUCCGUCCACAGAGGAAAAGGCUAAACGGAGCAGGCCGGAGGAAGUGGCCUCGACCGGAUUUGCUGUGUUUGGGUCGUGGAAGGUCUUCUGCAGCGAGUUUGAGGCGGAAAGGCUGCAGGUGGUGCUACCGAGGCCGCCGUGGGACAAGAAGCAUCGACGGUGUUAAAAAUGCUGGGAAAAGGGCAUGGCGGUGGCGCAUAUGUCCCUGAGAUGAACGAAGCACUGCAGAGCAUAAUAGCACCUCCGUUGGACAACACAGAGAAGAAGGGCCUUCCGGUGGGUGCCCAGCUGCCAGGCAAUGUGCAAGCUGGACCUCAGCUGCCGAACCAGCUCUUCCUGACUCCAGCAAGCCUUCAGCUCGCUCAGCUCCAGGCCCAGCUCACCCUCCAUCGCCUCAAACUGGCUCAGGGAGGAAACACGGCCAACGCCGCCAGCAUUCUCAACCAGUUGAUUUCCAAUGUCAACAUGUCUCAGCCCCUGUUGAAUCAAUUAAGGAGUUCGUCUUUGGUCGGGAAUCCACAGGGGGCCUUCCCCACUGGGGUGAUUGGUUUCCCCUCCUCAAAUUCAGCCGUUGGGUCGUUGGUGGGUGGGGCAUUCAACCAAAACUCAGGGAAUGUGCGACUGGAUCAUCCUUGUGGAGGGGGUGGGAAGAGUCAACAAGGUGGGGAGUACGGAAAAAAUCCUGGAUCAGCUUACUCUUCUGACACCGACAGACGUCUUCAGUACAGCUUAUCUGGAGGAACAUCUGCUGACGGACAAUACGCUGGGAUUAAAUCUCAGGCCAAGAACAUGACCAAUGUUGGCUUUCACAGAGAUUUCUACGGGCAUGAAUUGCAGGGACAACCAGUUGGGUUUAGUUCCAAUGAGCAAAUGAACUCCACCGCACAUAAGGAGCAAUGGAAAGGCCAUAAUAACUUAAACCAAACUGGAAAGGUGAACAUGGCUUCAAACCCUCCCACAGCAUGGCCUUCAGCUGGGCAGCCCAUUUGGAACAGAACAGAACUGUACAACCCAGAAGAGCCGACCCCCGAGCCCAAGCUGAACUGUAGCGGGGUUUCCUCUUUCGGCACGCAGGGCUUCGGAAGCUACCAGACCCUGCAUGGGGGCGAGGAAACCCUGCCGUCAGGUACUAGGACACUCCAGACCAAUCAAGUCAAUGACUUUUAUGGCAUCACACCUUCCCAGCUGCCACAUCAGUGCAGCAUCUGUGAAAAAAAGGUCUACAACCUCAAGGACUGGGACCAGCAUGUGAAGGGGAAACUGCAUCUGCAGAAUCGAACUUUGUACGCCACCGACAGCUCAGCGGCAGCGGCAUCGGCCGGAGCCCCUCAGUACGCCGUCGGCAGGCCGUGUGAUGGAGGUCUGAACCCAGGAGGGACGAACCCCACGGUCUGCUCCACCGCAAGUCAAGAUGUGUCGUCAGGAACCAAAGCAUCAUACCUGCCAGCAGGAGCCAUGACGACGUAUCCCACAGCAGACGCAGCGUUUACCCUCCACCAGCCGGAGUCAAAGCCGUUUCCACCCAGGAAGGCCUCGGCCGGCCGCGUCGUUCACAUCUGCAACCUGCCCGAGGGCAGCUGCACGGAGAAUGACGUCAUCAACCUGGGAAUACCGUUCGGGAAGGUCACCAACUACAUCCUGAUGCGCUCAACCCAUCAGGCCUUUCUGGAGAUGGCGUAUGUUGAGGCAGCUCAGGCCAUGGUUCAAUACUACCAACUGACUCCAGCCACAAUUAAUGGUCAGAAACUCCUCAUACGGAUGUCUAAGAGGUACAAGGAGCUGCAGCUCAAGAAACCCGGUAAAGAUGUUCAGUCAAUCAUCCAGGAUAUUACCUCACAGCGGGAACGGGAUAAAAUGCAAGAACUUGAACACUACCUUCCAGACAGAGCACGGUCUCGCAGCCCCAUCAGCCGCUCUCUGAGUCCUCAUUCCCACAGUCCCAGUUUUACGUCGUGCAGCUCUGCCCACAGCCCGCCGGCGGCCCCGUGCCGGGGUCAGGACAGGGGCAGCAACGGCCUGAGCCCUCACCGGGGCUCCAGAGACUGGCCGUCGCACCUGAGACGAGGGGAGGACGAGAGGGAGCGGGACGAUCCCUGGAGGAACGGCGGCGGCGGCAUGGACGACAAUCGACCCAACGGGAGGACGGCCGACCGACGGAAGAGCUACCACAAACACUUGGGUCACUUGAGGUCUGCAGACGAACGCGGAAGCGGCGAAACGACAACAACGAGGAGCAGCAGAGACUGGCACCCACGGGACAGCCCUCUGAGCUCGUCUUUCAACUCUUACAGGAGCAUGGACGAAGAUUUCAACAGGGCAUCUCACUAUCGGCAUGACGCAAAGCCGAGGAGGAGGGACGGCGACCACCCCGUUCGGUCAAGACACUCUGAGUUUGAGACAACGAACGAGCCGCGGUGUCGAACGCCGGAGGACAGGAGGCGGAGCAAAAACCCGAGCAGGAGAAACACCGAGAAACAGGAGAGAGAAACUGCUCCCGAAAAUACUGAUGCCACAUCCAAAGAAAAAUCUGUUUUGCCACAACAAAGCAACAAGUCAAAAGAGGCGGCUGAAAAUGACAAAGACAGAGAAACUGAGAAUGUGCUGGAAAGUGCCGAAGACACGGAUGAAGAAUGUUGGUAUCCUAAAAACAUGGAGGAGCUGGUCACGGUGGAUGAAGUGGGAGGGGAGGACGACUGCAUCCUUGAGCCAGAUCUCUCUGAGCUCGAGGAGUUUACUUCCUGUCACAAAGAGCCGACAGCAGAACGAUCACAGCAGAAGCACACGUCUCCAUCGGCUCCAGCAGUGGAGGAGCACAAAGAGUCCGACGAGAAACCUGAACGGGAGGACUCCUUUGAGGAGACGAGGGGCGAGGCAUCAGCAUCCGAAGCUGAGAAAGCAGAGGAUCAAAUCGCUGCACCAAGUACUGAAACCGAGAAAGUGAAUUUAGAAACUACAGAGCAAAAAGUGGCAGACAUCAGUGGCUUCCCGAGUGAGGAGUUUAAAGCAGCGCUAGAGGAGACGUGCUUGGAGAGCGCCAAGCUUCCCAACAACACGACGCCGGACGAGCCAAUGGAAAAUCAUAUCUGUUUGCCAGAGGACAGCAGAAGCCAGGAAGAAAGGCAGACUCCAGAUAAAAUCCAUCUGGAAGUUCAGCUGAAGGAUGGCAGUCUGAAAAGAGAGAUUGAAGCCCCCUCAUCAUCUCUAGAGCAAGACAAAGCUGUCAGUGAACACAGCAUUCCUUUGGGAGUGGAGUUCAUUGAGCCAAGAACAGGCUUCUACUGCAAACUGUGUGGAUUGUUCUACAGCAGCGAGGACACUGCAAAAACGACUCACUGCCGCAGCACCGUACACUACAGAAACCUGCAGAAAUACCUGUCCCAGCUGGCAGAGAACGGCCUGUCGUGCGCGCUGGAUGAGCCCUCCGUGGCUCACUGACACCAGCUUGACCCUUGACCCGCAACAGUACACAGCAGGGGGAAGAUCUGUGAACAUGUGGAGUUUGUGUAGAGCUAAAGAAAGAGGGGGAGAGAAAAAAAACAUGGAUAAUGUGACAAACAGAAGCUUGAAUUUAUUUUUUGGACUGUUAUGGUAGUUUUUAUUUUCUGUUUAAAUUAUACUAAAAUAUCUUGAAUUCUUCAAUUUUGUACAUACUCGAAGUGAAUUGUAAAGUAGGUUUACACUGUGGACUGCUUUUAAUGAACUACUGUCUUCCCAGAGUGCUUAUGCAAGUUUUUCUGGGGAAAAACCCCCCCCAAAACAAAAAAACAAACAAACAAUAUAUAUAUUUAUUUAUUUUUGUUUUGCUGCAAAAUGUUCAUCAGGAAAUAUACUAUUUUCUGUUUUAAGUUAAAUCUAAUUAUUAUUAUUAUUAUUAUUAUUAUUAUAAAUAAAUAAAACAGUUAUUUAAGGCUUUAGGCAGAUAUUCUGGUAGCGGUCAUUUAAAACGUCCGUGACACGGAGCUCAUGACCCGGGUUUGGAUCAGGACGUCCUUAGAGUGACCUCUAAGCCAGAAGCAGGUUUGCAGUUAAUGUCCAUAUUUGGUGUGUUGGCUUUGUUUCUUCGUUCUAAAUGCCACUUUUGUCCAAAUCAAAUUGUUUCUCAAGGUUGUUUGCAUUUUCUCCAUUCAUUUGUGUUACAGCCUGAGCUCUCAGGGGCAAAAUGUUUUUUUUUUCUCCUUUCUCUCAGUUAAAAGAACAGUAGAACACGUUCUCAGGCUUGUUAUACUUACCAAAACCAGUUUGUUGUAUAAAUAACAUUUAUAUAUUUACGUCUACAGCUGGAAUUGAAUGUGGCUGACUGCAAAUCUUUCAGGUAAACUCACAUCACUAUAGUUUCCAAUGAUGAAAUUAUGGAAAUGUUUUAUGUUUCAAUACAUUUUUGCUAACGUCUUUGCUUCCUUAGACAAUCCCAGGCUAAUGUGCCAUAUUAUAUGUCUACAGCAGCACAAACAUUAAACUUGACCAUGCAUUUUUUUUUAUGUUGAUGUUCUGUAACAGGAGUAUCAAGCCAGAAUCUGUUAUUCUCUGGAUGUGGAUCUUGUGAAAUCGGUAAUAGUAUUGUUUACAGGGACUGUUUCCACACAUUGGUGAUGCAAAAGGAAAACAUUGCAAAUGUCUAAAACUAUGUCAACCAUUAUAAAAUGCAAACAAUCUAAUAAAUCCCAUCACAUGGC